Menidia menidia (Atlantic silverside) is the source of this 1299-nucleotide messenger RNA. NCBI's taxonomy places the organism in Eukaryota, Metazoa, Chordata, Actinopteri, Atheriniformes, Atherinopsidae. The record is from the annotation of a GenBank genome assembly.
UUGUUCUGUGGUGGUUUUGGGUUCUACUUCCGGCCUCCUCGUCCUCUGGAAACCACAACGAUGGGCAGUGUUUUGGCGGCCAGCUCCCCCACCCCGCCACCGCCGCCCCCUGGCGCCGCCGCCGGGCUGACGAUGCCGCCGGGCUUUGGGAUGCCCCCCGUGGCUCCGGUCUCCCCCCAAACCGGGGAAUCCUCGGGGUCCCAGCCGGAGCCAGAACCAGGUCUGCCGAACCCCGGCGCCUUCGAUGAGUGUCAUCGGAAAUGCAAAGAGGUUUUUCCGGUGCAGAUGGAAGGAGUCCGAGUGGUCGUCAACAAAGGCCUCAGCAACCACUUCCAGGUGAACCACUCAGUGCUGCUCAGCACCAGCGGCGACUCCACCUACAGGUUUGGAGCCACCUUCGUGGGGCCGAAGCAGACCGGUCCAGCUGAGUUCUUCCCGGUGGUGGUGGGCGACAUGGACAACAGCGGCAGCCUCAACGCGCAGAUCAUCCACCAGAUCAGCAGCCGGAUCCGGUCCAAGCUGGCCUUCCAGACGCAGCAGAACAAGUUUGUGAACUGGCAGGGCGACGCCGAGCUGAGGGGGGAGGACUUCACCGCCACCAUAACGCUGGGAAACCCCGACGUCCUGGUCGGGUCCGGAGUCCUGGUGUCUCACUACCUGCAGUCCAUCACGCCGGCCCUGGCCUUGGGGGCGGAGCUAGUGUACCACCGCCGGCCGGCCGAGGAGGGCUGCGUCCUGUCGCUGGUGGGCAGGUACACAGGCAAGAGCUGCAUCGCCACGCUAACAGUGGGCUCGGCUGGGGCUCACGCGUCCUACUACCAUAGAGCCAAUGAGCAGCUGCAGGUCGGCGUGGAGCUGGAGGCCAGUGCCCGCAUGCAGGACUCCAGCGUGACCUUCGGCUACCACCUGGAUGUCCCCAAAGCCAACCUGCAGUUCAAAGGUUCAGUGGACAGUAACUGGGUGGUGGGCGCCACCCUGGAGAAGAAGCUCCUCCCCCUGCCGCUGUCUCUGGUCCUCUGCUCCUUCCUGAACCACCAAAAGAACAAGUUCCAGUGUGGUUUCGGCAUCACCAUCGGCUAAUGCCGCCGGCCCCCCAGGACUCACUGACCAGUCUGUGACCGGCCGGACGCCACUGGACCCAGCCACCAUCAGAACCCGUCGUCCAACUACAACUUUUAACCUUAUUUCCUUUUUUUACUGUAAAGUCUGACUGAUUUUGUUGCCUUUUGUUGUCACAUGGAACCUGAAUGACCUGUACAUACCUCUGGAGACCCAUAAAUAGCGUUUCUUACAAAAAAA